AUGUAUUUGUUGUGGAUGGGAGAAUCACAUUGUGGAACAAUAGUGAAAAUUGCAGAAUAUGAAGACACUAGGUUUCGGGUCCAUUCCCAUACUUAUAUUCAACAAAUUGCUGUUAUAAUACCCUAUUUAGAACUAGCCGGUUUUGCUAAUGUAGCAAAGAUAGCAAGUUUAAAAAUAGACUCUAAACUAGUUGUUGCUUUGUUAGAGAGAUGGACACCCGAGACACAUACUUGUCAUUUACCAACUUGUGAAUGUACUAUUACACUGGAGGAUGUGAGUAUGUUACUCGGUCUCCAAAUUAAUGGUAAACCUGUUAAUGGCCUAACAAAUGUAACUAACAAUGUUUACAUGGAGAAUUUAGGCGUCGAACCGACCGCUUCAGAUAAAAAUGGGGCUUCUGUCAAAAUUGUUUGGUUAGAAGCUCUAUUAACACAACUAAAAAAUAACUCUUCCCCGACAGAAGCGGAAAACAUUCUUCAUGCAAAAGUCUAUAUUUUACUAUUAAUUGCUACUUUUUAA
Messenger RNA from Lathyrus oleraceus (garden pea), 519 nucleotides. Its product is annotated as protein MAIN-LIKE 2-like. Gene Ontology annotation, biological process: meristem maintenance; meristem development. The coding region runs from base 1 to 519 and encodes 172 amino acids. The record is from RefSeq and is a predicted model, not a curated record. The transcript has 2 exons. Lineage: Eukaryota; Viridiplantae; Streptophyta; Magnoliopsida; Fabales; Fabaceae.